AUGUCUAAUACUACAGCAACUUCGACAGAUUUUAACAAUAACAACAACAACAAUGACAUUUAUCAGCUACCAUCAGAAAUUUGGGAAAAAAUCUUUCUGUUAAUUUCAGCAUUUAAAGAUUUAUUUCAAACAUCAACUGUGUGCCGUGAAUUUUAUCAUUUAAUCUGGAGGAAACAAUUUUUACAAAAAUAUUCUUCAUAUAAUAAUAUUCAAGAAGAUCUUCUUGUUUGGUGUCGAUUUUCUAAGCAAACUCCUACCGAUGAUCUACUUUAUAACUCAGUUGUUGUCCGUAGUAACAGUGAUGAUAGCGGUAGUGAUGUUGAUCAACAACAACAACAACAAAAGACAACCAUAUAUUGUGGUCGCCAUUUACGACUUGAAGAUGACUUUUUUAACCACAGUUCAUGUUUAACAUUCGUUAAUCUACGUUCAACUGUUGAAAAACGUUGUAAAUUUAAUAGAGAGGCCGGUGGUACAAAUAAUUUUUCACUCUCGUUUUGGAUGUGUUUGUCGUAUUCCACAACAUCAACAGCGGAAUCUAAUCAAUGGCCAAUGCAGGUUUAUUUUCAAAGUUUACGAAAUUCUUUAAAUGUACGUUUUCGUGUUAAUAAUCAAUUGGAAUUACAAUUUUAUUCUACUGGUACAAUGGACACAAGAACAAUAUGUGAACAAUUGAUAAGUAAACAAUGGUAUCACGUUGGAGUCGUUUUUUCAUCAGCAACUUCAAUAAUAAAAAUUUAUUUAGAUGGUGGUAAAAUGUGUGAAAGAAAAGUAUCAUCAAUAUUAAUAACAGAAGAAGUAUUUGAUUCUGUACGAAUUCUUAGUCGAGAUUUUACUGGUAGUCUUGCUGAUAUAGCUAUUUGGAAUCGUGAAUUAACUUCAGUUGAAUUAGGUUCUAUUUAUCAACAAAUGACAUCAAUUGAUAAAGUUGAUGUUUUCAAAUAUAUUGUAGAUAACAAUAUUUGCAUCGAUUUGUAUAAAGAUGCGUCCAGGAGAUCAAAUCUAGGAAAUUAAAUUUGCCAUACUUCUGUUGCUAAACUCAAUUUUGG
This is a messenger RNA of Didymodactylos carnosus, 1049 nucleotides long. The record is from the annotation of a GenBank genome assembly. Lineage: Eukaryota; Metazoa; Rotifera; Eurotatoria; Philodinida; Philodinidae.